AUGCCUCGCCAGCCUGCUCCCGCUUACGUCCUCGGCGUGGGGAUGACGAAGUUCAUCAAGCCCCGGGGUAAAGUCGACUACACCGAAGUUGGUUUCGAAGCUGGUAUCAAGGCGAUGCUUGACGCUCAAAUUACCUACGACGAUGUUGAUCAAGGUGUCGCCUGCUAUUGCUAUGGCGACUCUACAUGUGGUCAGCGAGUCUUCUACCAAUUCGGCAUGACCCAAAUCCCCAUUUAUAAUGUGAACAAUAACUGCUCUACGGGAAGCACGGGCUUGAACAUGGCCCGACAAGCUAUUUCCUACGGGGCUGCCGACUGUGUGCUCGUCGUUGGCUUCGAAAAGAUGUCUCCUGGCAGCCUGAAGGCCAACUUCAAUGACCGCGAGACCCCCAUUGGCACAACCUACAAGAUGUUGCAGGAGACAAGAGGACUUACAAACGCCCCCUUCGCUGCUCAACUCUUCGGUAAUGCCGCUCGAGAAUAUAUAGAGAAAUACGGCGCGAAGGACGAAGACUUCGCCGAAAUCGGUCGUAUCAACCAUGAACACGGCCAGAGAAAUCCCUACGCACAAUUCACCGAAGAGUAUACUCUGGAACAGAUCUUGAAGUCACCCAUGAUCCAUGCCCCCUUGACGAAACUUCAAUGUUGCCCGACUUCCGACGGCGCUGCGGCCGUCAUUGUCGUCUCACAGGAAUUCCUGGAUCAGAGACCACACCUCAAGCCUCAAGCAAUUCUCAUUGCGGGCCAAAAACUCGCCACAGAUUCCCCAGAUCUAUUCAGCCGCUCCGCGAUCGACCUUAUAGGCUAUAAAAUGACAGAGUAUGCCGGGAAGGAGGCUUUGAAAGAAGCUGGCAUUACUCCCCAUGAUGUCAGCGUGGUUGAAGUCCAUGACUGCUUUAGUGCCAACGAGAUGUGCGUGAUCGAUGCCCUCGGUCUGUCACCCAAGGGAAAGGCACAUGAACUGGUUCGCGCUGGUGAUAUCACCUAUGGUGGAAAAUAUGUCAUCAACCCAUCAGGAGGUUUGAUCUCCAAGGGCCACCCUCUCGGAGCUACCGGCCUUGCCCAAUGCGCAGAACUAACCUGGCACCUUCGAGGCUGGGCCAACAACCGCCUCGUCAAGGACACCCAAUACUGCCUCCAACAAAACCUCGGGCUCGGUGGUGCUGCCAUCGUCACAGUCUACAAACGCGCCGACGGUGAGAAAGCCACACCUAUCUCAGAUGAGCAAGUCGGCAAACUCAAUGGACUCGGAUAUAAUCCCGCCACCCAAGCAAAAGGUUUCACCACUGAACAAGCCCGGCGCGCAGUCUCCCAAAAGAACUUUUCCGAUUGGGCCCUGCAAGAUACUCAGACGAAGGUUCAGUCAAGGUUUUAG
Molecule: messenger RNA, 1374 nt
Organism: Rhinocladiella mackenziei CBS 650.93
Lineage: Eukaryota; Fungi; Ascomycota; Eurotiomycetes; Chaetothyriales; Herpotrichiellaceae
Exons: 2
Coding region: 1-1374 (457 amino acids)
Molecular function (GO): acyltransferase activity, transferring groups other than amino-acyl groups
Source: RefSeq, a predicted model, not a curated record